CCAGCUAGCUGAUCGUUAGCUUUUGUGUCAGGAUGGUGCCUGCGGUGUCUAUAUGGUUGUCCGUUGUUUCUGGUUAAAGGUAUCUGGCAUUUGGCGGCUUUAAUGUUCCGUGCAGCUAAUCUAAAAACCAUCGGCAAAGCGGGAACCGGCUGGCACUUUCGCCGGACGAUGGACGAGCUGGUCCAUGACCUGGUGUCAGCGCUGGAGGAGAGCUCUGAGCAAGCUGCGCGUGGUGGUUUUGGUGAUGGAGGAGACCACGCACUGGCCGUGGGCUGUCUGCUGAAGAGGCAGGCUCGGAAGCGGAGGGGUAGGAAGCGGCGCUCCGACAACCCGCACCCGCCGUGGGAGACAGGACACCUCAGCGAAGGCUCAGAGUCCAGUGUGGAAGAACACAAGGACUACCGUGCCGGUACAGGGGGUGUCUCUGCUGCCAACAGCCAUGCCCGUGACAACAGCGACUCCGAUGAACAACUUGGCCCCAAACGGCGUACCCUCCUAGCAGCUGACACGGGCCGAAGCAAGCGGCCGCUUUGGCCGGACGAUUUGGGCGUCCUGGGCUCCGCAGAGGGCACCCGCAGCCUUAGACGGAGACGAAAGGUCAAGCGUAUGGCUGUAGACCCACCUGUGGAACCGGAACCUCCCUCAUCCAUCAUGCUAGGACCCCCACCUGUACCCAAAGCACGUGUUGGCGGCAGGCCACAGAGACAGGGUGAGGGCAGGGGUGCCAUGGAGCUCUGUGGAGUAGGACUGGUCGGGCCAGGGGGAGGGAAGAACAGGGUGAAAAAGAGGAAACUGGCCACCCACAGGCUGGGAAUGGAGGCUGCAGAUGAAGGGGUGGUGGUGGAGAGUGAGGACCCCAUCUCUUCUCCAAUGGAAGGGUCCAAGGACAAGAUGGAGUUGGAGGAGCAGAAGGGAUCGGAUGAGGACAUGAGUGACAGGUGUGAGACCAGCAGUGUCAGUAACAGCAGUGACGGAGGCCUCUACACCAAUGACGAGGGGAGGCAAGGUGAUGAUGAGCAGAGCGACUGGUUCUAUGAGGGUGAUCCGGGCUCCGGUUCAGGGCCUGGAGGGGCAUGUGGGAUAGCAGGAGUGGUUCCCUGGUGGGAGAGGGAGACGGGUUCAGAGGAGCUGGACCUAGCCGACCCUGUCUUCAACAGCAUUCUCACUGGAUCCUUCCCCCUAAUGAGCCCUGGAGCUCAGAGAGGGUUCCAGGCCCGGCUGAGUCGUCUCCAUGGAAACCAGCAGGCGUCUGAGGCGGGGCUGCAGGGCAGCUCCAGCCAAGGCUUCAACGACAGACUGGGCAGACAAAGCCAGGACUCCCAUGAGCCUUGGUUUAGCUCUGGAACGAGGAGAGAGCACGGACAGUUGCAUUGGGACCCACGGGCAGACAGAGGGCAUCGGAGAAGCUGCUCAGUAAAAACAGCCAGCAGGCAGACCAGCGGGCACCUCGGCUCUCUGUGUACGGGGGAUGUCAAGCGGAGGCGAAAAGCAGCCCCCCUCGGUUCCGCCGCCCCCUCAGGAUUGGUCGGGGAGACCGCGCCUCCCAUCCCAGACACCAACGUGGGGAGCCGCAUGCUGCAGAGCAUGGGCUGGAGCCCGGGGAUGGGCCUGGGUCCAGAAGGCAGGGGCAUGACAGAGCCCAUCCGGGCCACACAGAGACCCAAAGGCACAGGUCUAGGUUUCAACUGAACACCUGCUUUAUGCAUCCUGAACCUGGAGCAGACUGGGACAAGAGACGCCCCAAGACCUACAAGGAGUGAAGGAGAUCAGAUGCUGCUCAGUGUGAUGAACAAUUAAAAAAAAAAAAAGAAAACGGUCCAGAAUAAUCCAGGAAUGUGAGUCAUAAGACAGGAAGGAAUGAGGCUUGUCCUAGCAACAGAGUUUGUGAUGAAAGAGAAACUUUCCCAUAUUGGGGAAACUUGGAGAAGCCUGGGAUAUCCACACAGACUGUUCCCACAAAUGGAGAGACUGACCGGUGAACAUGAAUGACUGAAACUGAACUGGAGAAAAGAUGUCUAGCAAACAAAGACGUCCUCUCAAGAAACUCCUUGUUGGAGAAUAUAAAUGACACUGAAGCCUCAUUGUUAGUGUGUUAAGCUGGCAUGCUGCCUCAGCCCCGUUACCUCAGAUGCCGUCAUCACAGGCAAGAAUAUUGGGGUAAUUUUGACCAUAUACUGAGCGUGCAGAUGAUGAUGAUGGUGCCCCCCCCCCCGCGGUCGCUAUUGAUUAGUGAAGUAAUGAUGAAUGGUUUCUUCUGAUAUUGCACAAGAAAAGACUAUACUAGUAGCCCAUAGGUCAAGAUUAAUUUUCGGUUUCUUUUUAAUGUCAUGAAGUGAGGGUACGCUGUGUGGAUGUGUGUUGGAAUAUCCUUUUUAUUGUUCAUUUAAUGGAAGAAUUCAUGUCAUCACAAUGUUUUUAUCUGUUCAAAAACAAACUUUUGCGUGCAGGUUUGGAAAUUCUGAAGGAGAGGAAAUCAGCAGAUUCAGCUCAUUUCAGUGUUUUCAGAAUUUUAUUGCUGUCAUAAUUUACAUAUAAAGGUCUUAAGUACCAUUCGUUCUCAGGUGUUUUCAUGAAAUUCGCCUGAUUGGACCUUUUUUCAGGACUGAGGGUGAGUGUAGACCUGAGGUCUAAUCAGACAGAAGUGAAAAUGCCUGUGUGACAGUGCAGGGCCUUAAACUACAUAACUAUGAUAAAAAAAUAAAACAAUAGUGGAAAUUUAAUCACUUAAAAAAAAGUUUUAGACCCAUUGUCGUUUACUAAGUUGUGAUAUUGUUUCAUGUGUUUAUUUAGGCUAUUGGGCAAUAUAUCUUACCUGCAGCCAUAUAUUGUCCUGAAUUCAGAUGUGAAAUCAUUUUAAAAUUAGGUAAAGGGAUUAAGGACUUGGGGAAAACAGACAUUAAUGAUUAAAAAAAAAAAAAAAAAAAAAAACUGCAGGAAGUUGUACUGUAAAAAUGUUUGUU
Molecule: messenger RNA, 2960 nt
Organism: Chelmon rostratus (copperband butterflyfish)
Lineage: Eukaryota; Metazoa; Chordata; Actinopteri; Chaetodontiformes; Chaetodontidae
Gene: gpatch2
Product: G patch domain containing 2
Exons: 10
Coding region: 103-1689 (528 amino acids)
Molecular function (GO): nucleic acid binding
Source: RefSeq, a predicted model, not a curated record